Molecule: messenger RNA, 477 nt
Organism: Cylicostephanus goldi
Lineage: Eukaryota; Metazoa; Nematoda; Chromadorea; Rhabditida; Strongylidae
Source: the annotation of a GenBank genome assembly
AUGGAUUUUGAUAGUAACGAUGGAACGAUUGUUAGGAAAAUUCAGCAGAAUAUCGAAGAAUUAGGACAACAAGUACAACACCUCGAUUCUUUCGUUGGUCGCUUGACCGAAAGCGAACAAUGUCGCGAACACUUCAAUCAGUUAGCGCACAAUGCUCAGCAGUUGUCGAAAGAGACCAAUCAAUUAAUGAAACAGCUUGUUCAGCUUAGCAAUGCAAACGUGAGUAAAAAUUAUUUUUCUCAUCUUGAUAUUGAGGAGGAGACCAUCACCUUUCGAUCAUUGCGUAUCCAUCGUGAACGGCUACAAAAUGAAUACAUAGGUGUCUUGAAUCGACUACAAGGCUGUCAAAGGCGUGCUGCUCAAACUGAGAAGGCCAGCAUGCGGAAGAUGCGUGAUGCAGCCGAGCAAGAUGAAGAAGCCGCCAAAAGAUUGGAAGAGGAAGCUGCUGCUCAGGGAAGUCAGAUAAAGCGACAACGU